This is a messenger RNA of Erythranthe guttata (spotted monkey flower), 1813 nucleotides long. RefSeq names its product acyl-CoA synthetase 5 (gene ACOS5). Gene Ontology annotation, biological process: fatty-acyl-CoA biosynthetic process. The record is from RefSeq and is a predicted model, not a curated record. Gene Ontology annotation, molecular function: long-chain fatty acid-CoA ligase activity. NCBI's taxonomy places the organism in Eukaryota, Viridiplantae, Streptophyta, Magnoliopsida, Lamiales, Phrymaceae.
UUGCAAAAAGAAAAUAAAAAAUCGAAAUGGCAACCAUUGCUCAAACCCUAAACGAAGACGUCGAAAUCAUCUUCAAAAGCAAAUGCCCGCCCGUUCACGUUCCCGACAACGUAACCCUUCCGGAGUUUGUACUUUCCGGUGCGGAGCCCUACCUCGACAAGGUGGCGGUUGUCGACUCCACCACCGGAAAAAGCUACACUUACGGUGAAGUGAAGAGAGACGUCGAUAGAUUUUCAAAGGCAUUGAGAUCGCUCGGGCUGAGGAGAGGCAGAGUCGUGGUGGUGCUCCUCCCGAACGUGGCUGAGUACGCCACCAUCGCCCUUGGGAUAAUGGCUGCCGGAGGUGUUUUCUCCGGCGCUAACCCUAGCGGACAUUCGUCGGAGAUCAAGAAGCAGGUUGAGGCUGCCGAUGCUAAGCUCAUUGUCACCGAUGGAUCGACUUAUCAUAAGGUGAAAGAUUUGGGAUUACCGGUUAUAAUACAAGGGGAAGAUUGUGUGGAGGGAACUAUAAAUUGGGAUGAACUUUUGGAGGCAGCUGAUAAAGCUAAUACUGAUCCUAUUUAUGAAAAAGUGCUGCAAACUGAUUUAUGUGCACUUCCAUUCUCAUCAGGCACAACGGGGCUGUCGAAGGGGGUGAUGCUGACUCAUCGGAACUUAGUGGCGAAUCUAUGCUCAACCCUCUUCAGCGUGGGCCCGGAGUUAAUCGGACAGGUCACCAUACUCGGUUUGAUACCGUUUUUCCACAUAUACGGGCUCACCGGAAUAUGCUGCGCCACCAUAAAAAACAAGGGGAAGGUGGUGGUGAUGCAGCGGUACGAGCUCCGGUUAUUCCUCGGCGCACUAAUCACUCAUGAAGUCACGUUUGCCCCGAUAGUACCCCCGAUUAUAUUAGGGUUGGUCAAAAAUCCAAUAGUUGAUGAAUUUGAUCUAAGUAAGUUGAAACUUAGGUCUAUUAUGACAGCUGCAGCUCCACUUGCACCCGAAAUUCUCAAUGAGUUCGAGAAGAAAUUCCCCGGAGUUGAAGUCCAAGAGGCAUAUGGAAUGACAGAACAUAGCUGCAUUACACUAACACAUGGUGAUCCAAGCAAAGGGCAUUGCAUUGCAAAGAGAAAUUCAGUUGGAUUUAUUCUUCCUAAUUUGGAAGUUAAAUUCGUCGAUCCCGAGAAGGGAAAUUCGCUUCCCGAAAAUACCCCUGGAGAGAUUUGUGUUAGGAGCCAAUGUGUGAUGAAUGGCUACCACAAGAAUGAGUAUGAGACAAGUCUCACCAUAGACAAAGAUGGUUGGCUUCACACAGGGGAUAUCGGUUACAUAGACGAUGACGGAGAUUUAUUUCUCGUUGAUCGAAUUAAAGAACUGAUUAAAUACAAAGGUUUUCAGGUUGCUCCAGCUGAAUUGGAGGCAAUCCUCUUGACUCAUCCUUCAGUUGAAGAUGCUGCUGUUGUGGGACUACCGGAUGAAGAAGCAGGUGAAAUACCAGCAGCAUGUGUGGUAAUAAAUUCAAAGGCAAAAGAAAGUGAAGAAGAUAUAAUGGAAUAUAUUUCAUCAAAUGUUGCAAGCUAUAAGAAAGUGAGACUAUUGCAAUUUGUUGAUGUUAUUCCCAAAUCACCCUCUGGCAAGAUUAUGAGGAGACUUAUCAAGGACAAUAUGGUCAAAAAGCUUUAACUUUGGUCAACCUUUCUACUAAUGGUGAUUAAUUAAUGUUUUUUCUUUUUUUCUUUUCAAUUUCAUGUUCUCUAUAUUGUUUGGUUUGUUUUUUGUUUUUAUCAAAAAUAAACAAUAAAUAUAUUUAAAUAAAUUCAGGGAAUUUUGGUAUU